AUGUCGUUAUUUGCAGAACAACCUCCUGUUUAUGAGCAGGUCAAUGACCAGGCUCCUCGUGAAGCCGGCGACAACAUUCCAGAUGACUUCAAGUACUCUGUUGAUGUUGCCUCCUGUGAGCUCCCCGUCAGACAAAUGUUUGUCAGGAAGGUGUACUCGCUCUUAUCAGUACAGAUCUUCGGUACUGUUCUUGUUGGAUUUUUAAUCAGAUCGAGCUCAUCGGUGCAGAGCUGGUGCUUUAAUAACAUGUGGCUCUUCUACGUAUCAAUGGUUUUCUCCAUUGGGUUUUCAAUUGCUACUAUGGUCAAGGCCAAGUCCUACCCCACCAAUUUAAUUUUGUUAGGGUGCUUCACAUUGUCAGAAGCCUAUGGGUUGGGUAUGGUUUGUGCAUUGGUCGAGUCAGAGAUCUUGGUCCAGGCCCUUUUGCUUACUUUCGUGAUAUUCAUUGGGUUAACCCUCUUCGCCUUCCAAACCAAGUACGACUUUGUCAGUUGGCAAGGGUUUGUUGGUAUGGCAUUAUGGGGUCUUAUUGGUUGGGGAUUCGUGAUGAUGUUCUUCCCACACCAAUCCUCUGCCAUGGAGAUGAUAUACUCGGGAAUUGGUGCUGCUAUAUUUAGUGUGUACAUUGUCAUUGACACCCAAAGACUUAUGAAGACUGCUAACCUUGACGAUGAGGUCAUGGCUACUAUGUCUUUGUACUUGGAUAUCUUGAACUUGUUCUUGUUCAUCUUGAGAAUCCUUCAAAGCAGACAAGACUAG
Messenger RNA from Dujonia railenensis, 759 nucleotides. Lineage: Eukaryota; Fungi; Ascomycota; Pichiomycetes; Serinales; Debaryomycetaceae. The record is from the annotation of a GenBank genome assembly.